AUGGGCGGCGGCGCGGCGCGGCUUCUGUUGGCGCUGAUUCUGCACGGAGCGGCCAGUCUGCGAAUGACGCGCGUGGAGGUGCCGUCGCCGGUGCCGCUCGGUGGACGCGCCCAGCUCUCCUGCUUCUUCCGGUUGGAGCCUGGGGAGCGCAUCUACACCGUCAACUGGUACCGCAACGGCCAGGAGUUCUACCGCUUCUCGCCUGGCGAGUCGCCGCCCGUGAAGACCUUCAGCCAGCCGGGCGUCUUCGUUGACGCGGUGGCCAGCAACAUGACGACGGUGGCGGUGGCCAGCAACAUGACGACGGUGGUGCUGCGGCCGGUGACGCUCCGCUCGUCGGGGAGGUUCCGCUGUGAGAUCGCCACCGAGGCGCCCACCUACGUCACCGUGCACGGACAUGGCGAUCUGAGCGUGGUCGCUGUGCCGACGGAGGGACCUCAGAUCUCGGGCGACCGGGAAAUGUACCGCAUUGGGGAGCCGGUGCACGUCAACUGCACCUCAGCCAAGAGUAGGCCGGCCGCCUCUCUCAAGUGGUACAUCAACAACGUACAGGCGGACCCCGACCUCGUGAGGAAGUACCCGGCCACGCGCGACGGGGACGGACUGGACACGUCCAGGACCGGGCUGAUGUUCCGCUUGCGGCCGGACCAGCUGCAGCCCGGAGGCGUGGUGACGCUCCGCUGCGCCGCUACCAUCGCCUCCCUCUACUGGAGGAGCGACGAACGACAGCUGCACGGGCCGCCGACAGAGCGCACCGCCCGAACGCGCCCGCUCACCAACGGCGUGGACCAAGCCAAACCAGGUGUUCUUCACACCGCAUCCGAACUGCUUCCGGUAUUUCUCCUGUACCUCCACCAGCUGAGUGUCACCUGACUUUACGAACCGCAAGUCACGGGACUUCAGCUGCGUACAAGGUCAACAGAGCCCCGUGAAACGCAAGACCGGCCGGACUAUAACAAGUCAUAGCACUGAGACUGGUUAUGACCAGGUGCGCCCCAUAAACUGCGAGCGACUGACCCGGUGAAACGUCACGUGACCUGCUUGACCUGUGCGUGACAGGCCGCGGAGAGAAUGACACUCGCGGUGGUUCACAUAACGUGAGUGAUGUGAAAUAUGCGAUGGCAAACGUGGCCGUGACGCGCUGGGUCACUCUCCACUAGCGGUCGGCCAUCUUACUUGACUAGUAUGUGUUGUGUCAGUCACUUUUGGCCUUCAACCAGGUCACUUCGCUUGCAAUUUCGAGCCUUAAGCGCUUGUAACUCUUAUGGCUAACGGUUACCUGUUAUUUUUGGCCUUUUAUGUGUGUAUGGCAUUAUGUGAAGUCGAAUGCCCAGCACAAAACAUUUUCUUAAUAAGUGGUCAAGUGUCUAAAGUAUGAUUGUGAUAAAUACUCUUGCGAUGAGUUUCUUUUUCCGCAAAGACCCUUUUAUCCAAAUCACGAUUUAGACCGAUGCAUUGCAUCAAUUUCACUUGAGCCUGAUUCACUUGUGUCAAGCGUAUUUAAAGAGACUGUACAGAAAAGCUUUUAAUGAACUAUUUAGCACAUUUUGGCAUACCAUCCUGAUUCAUGACGUGUUUUUUCGUUCAAUGGGACGCUGGUCUGGUACUCAUCGAGCACGUAUGACAGCCUAAUUAGAAAUCAACGUUUCAUCAUAGUCAAACUGUCAAUAUAUUGAGAACAAGCUUUCGACCUUAGCCUGCCUCAAAUUUGAGCCUUGACAAAAAAACACAUUGUCAAGCAACUCGAUUCGCGCGCCUCGAAAAUCAUGCACUGUUACUGAUGAUAGGUAGCCACAGACGAAAAUUAUUUAGCAUCCUUAUGCCAACACAAGUGUAACACACGGUCUGCUUAGAUAGAUACAUGAAUAUAUUUACAUAAUACGCUUCCACCAAUGCAUCUUAAGCAAUCCAGGUCAACUGAGACUUAAUUCACCAGUCAGCCAUAACCGUGGUCGGCUUUAUAGAAGCAUACACUAAGAAGUUUAAAUCUUUCGUCAGUAUGGUUCACGCAUACACAAUUCAUGGGGCAAUCAAAGCUGUAGUUUAAGGCAAAGCAAUAUGCGAUCCAAAAAGUCUAAAGUAAAUAUCCUUCUGCGUGUUGUUUGGUGAGCAUUUAUUCAUGUCAACUGUAAACCAACAAAGAGCUACAUGGGCCCAUCAAGGUUGGCCUACCUCAGGUUCCGCAUACGUCCUCGAAAUUAAUCUUACCACCUGACCUGUCCUGAAUUCAGGCAUAAAUGAGAUCUUUAGGACCGAUAGAACUUGUCCAAAGGAUUUUUAAACGUUGCCCAAAGGAGACUUCCUAAAACUUUGCCCGACAGUUCCAUUGCUAUAAUUCGCUUCUCCUUGACUAAAUGACAUCUGCCUCUUCAUAGUUCUACUCCUACCUGAUGCAAAAUUAAAAUGGUUUCCUAUGAGUCUCAGGCUACUCUCCAGUGCUUACAUGUAGAUCUACCCCUGUCUGUACCUUUCAUAAUCUUGAAUGUCCUCGAUCAGUUCCCUUCUAGGUCCUACCACAUUGCAGUGAAUAUAAAUCCAAGGCUGUGAGCCUAUCAUUAUAUUUUAAGUUGCCAUCCCCAUCUAUCAUCAUAGCUGCUUUUUGCUGCAUUCUUUCCAGCCUAUCUCCUCUUUGUGGAGGCAUAGGGACCAAACUUGUGCACGAUACUCUAGGUGUGGUCUGACAUAAGCCAAGUGCAACUUUUGAUAAAAUUCCCACUUUUUUAAUGGACAUUCCUGUUAAUAGGUCUAGCAUCCGAAAUGCUUUGCUCCUUGCAGCCCCACCUUGUUUU
Pollicipes pollicipes is the source of this 2789-nucleotide messenger RNA. RefSeq lists its product as uncharacterized. NCBI's taxonomy places the organism in Eukaryota, Metazoa, Arthropoda, Thecostraca, Pollicipedomorpha, Pollicipedidae. The record is from RefSeq and is a predicted model, not a curated record. The transcript is spliced from 7 exons. Bases 1 to 873 code for a protein of 290 amino acids.